UGGCAACAUAAUUUAAUAAACCAUAUGAUUUAAGAAAAAUCCGAAAAAAUUAGGAAAUUAUUAAUGACAUUCAUUUUUGCAUAACAAAUUAAAUGUCUUUAAUAGCAGAGAGAUAUCGAAAAGAUAGAGCGUCAGCUAUAUUUGCUGAUAAUGUAUUUCAAUUCAAUUUAGAUGAUAGUCAAAAAUUAGAAGAUGAUACCCAAGUUGAAUAUAAAGAUACCAUUAAGCAAUUAGAAAUUCAUUAUCAAAGAUUUAAAAAAUUGGUGCUCAAUGACCAAAGUGUUAUAACUGGCUUGUUUCCUGAAUAUGGUGGCACUGAUAAUUCAAAUGAAGACCAUAUUUCUUCCAUAAAAAUUAGUAAAGUAAGGGAUAGCAUAUAUUGUGCUAUGGCUUCAUGGGCUCUAUGUCAAGCAUAUAAGAGAGUCGAUGAUAAUAAUGGAAGAAUUCAUGAACUAGCCCAAUCUGCCGUUAAAUGUAUGAGAGGUAUUCUAUGCAGCUGGAUGAAUCAAUCUGAUAAAUUAGAACGUUUCAAAUAUGAUCAAAGCCUUAGUAACGCUCUUCAUUCUCAAUUUGACUUGGAAACGGGGAUGGCGAACGAACUUACCGAGAAUUAUGAGAAUUUACAGAUUGAUGCAGUAUCAUUGUACCUCAUCACACUCGUCCAGAUGAUAUCGUCGGGACUUCAGAUUAUUUACACUCGAGACGAGGUAAAUUUUAUUCAAAAUUUGGUGUUUUACGUGGAAAGGGCUUACAGGACCCCCGAUUUUGGAAUGUGGGAAAGAGGAACCAAAUACAACAACGGUGUUUGCGAAUUACAUGCUAGUUCCAUAGGUAUGGCUAAGGCAGCGCUAGAAUUAAUAAACGGGUUCAACGUUUAUGGUCGAAUGGGUAACUACUGGUCCGUCAUUUACGUUGACAUAGAUGGUCAUAAUCGUAACCGAACUAUUUUGGAAACCCUCUUGCCCAGGGAAUCGAAUUCUAAAAACACUGACUGUUCCCUUAUUCCAACCUUGGGUUUUCCGUGUUUCGCUCUGCACGAUGAAGUCCUCAUAUCAAAAUCCUUGGAGCGACUCAAGAACAAGUUGGAAGGCAAAUACGGGUUUAAACGGUUUAUUAGAGACGGUUAUGGCACCGAAAUCGAAGCCAAUUACUUUUUCCCUAUUUCGAAUGCCCAACUAAACGACGAGAAUCAGGAAAAUCAAUCGAAUGCUACCUUAAGUACCUUGUCGACAAAUUUAACUUAUUUAUCUUGUAAUCUAUCUAAUUUACCUUCCAAAACAUCUCCUAUCGGUAAAAAGAAACUGUACUACGAAAAGGGUCAAAUUAAAGAGUUCGAUGGGGUUGAAAGUGAAUGGCCGCUAUUUUAUAUAUUCAUGAUAAUUAACGGAGUAUUUAAAAAAAACGGGGCCGAUGUUCAGCAUUAUAUGAAACUACUCGAACCUUUACUCAAGCAAACUGAAGAUGACAUAAUAGUUCCCAAAUAUUACUACGUUCCUAUCCCUCUAAUGCAAAUGGAAAGGAAAUAUCCAGGUACUCAGAUAAGGUACUCGAGUCCCGAAUACAAGUUAGGCAGACACUUUUUGUGGGGACAAUCGCUUUAUCUUAUAUCCAAUUUGUUAGUCGAAGGACAUUUGCACAUAACGGAACUCGAUCCGAUGAGAAAAUUUUUACCCGGUUCUGAACGGCCCAGAAGUUCCUCACGUUAUUCAUUUUUUCAAGGAAACUCUUCCGAUCUGGUCGUCCAAAUAAUACCCAUUUCCGAAAGUACAAGAUUACAAUCCUUUUUGAGCAUGUACGGAAUCAAAACGCAGACCCCUCACCAAGUAGAACCUGUACAAAUAUGGCCUCCGAGCGAAUUACUAAAAGCCUACAGUUUUUUGGGAUCAAAUACUAAAUUAGGAUUGACUGGCCGUCCUCCUCGCCCUAUAGGAGCAUUAGGAACUAGUAAAUUUUAUAGAGUGUGUAACACGACGAUAAUUUGUCAUCCUUUAUUGUUGGAAGUGCGUGAUUUCUACCUCUCUUACGAUAUUUCCUUGCUCUUAAACGAUAUUAGGAACGAAAUAAUGUUACUUGGUAAAUGUUGGAAACUUUCCGGAAGGCCUACAUAUUUAUUUCUUAUACGGGAAUCAAAUAUCAAGAGCCAUAGAUUUAGCGAAGUUUUAGACCUCUUGGCUGACAUGAAAAAAGGGGAAAUAGAUGGCAUCAAAGUUAAACUUUGUAGACUACAGAAUUGCAUAUCGACGGGCUGCAUGGAACAUCUCGAUUUUGUGCGUACUUCUUGUGACAUCACAUUUUUCAAACCAUUCGACGACGUAUCUCUCAUAUCGACUGGCUACACCAGCUUUAUGGAACGAUUUCCUUUGCAAACUUCUAUCCCCAAGGAAAAUAUCGACGAAAAUCUUAUAAUGUCAUUAAACACAAUGACGAUACCCGACCUCGUCAAAACUUACAAUAAAAACAUGGGAUUGCAAACGAAAAGUUACGUUCUAUACGAAUUAUGGAAGAGGGAAGGGGAUAAAUUUAUCUUUGAUCAAGAGGCCAUCAGCGAAAAAAUGGAUAACCUUAUACAUCAAGCUGGAAGUUUUAAAUUAUGGGGCGUUGUUAGGUAUUUAUCCGCCAUAAGAGGUAAAAUGGCCGAUUCGCUGGCUCCCUCUUUAACAUCUUUAUUGGUGAGGGGAAAACAGAUGUCCAUUGGGGUUUUUGGACAAGAGGAAGAGAUAAUCGAUAAGCCCAUCAUGCCGAACGUCAUUAAAGAAAUCUUAUACAGAAUGACAAUGCCUUAUGACAUUUAUCAAGCUGUUCUGCAACAGGAAUUACUGCUCUACGUAGCCGGAAUUAUCAAUACUAAACCAUUUCUUUUUCAGGGGAUAUUAACUAUUAGGCUUGGUUGGUUGAUUCACGCGAUUGAAACAGAAAUUCAACAUGAAACGCCACCAUGCUCCGAAAAAAUAAUGUUGCACAAUCUAGCGCCUAGUAUAAUUAAAGAACUAUUAUACGAAGUACUCUCCACCAAUAAAAUUAGUGACGAUCAUUUUUCAGCAUGUCACGAGGAUGGUACCAAAGUUAAACAUGAAAUUCUGACUGAGCCAAGGUUAAUUACUCCAUUUGGGCACGUUCCUGAUUAUAAUAAAUCCACUCCUUCGACAUCGCCAGAUAGGAAAUCUAUUGGUCUUAAUAGAAGUCCCAUGAGAAGGCGAAUUCUUGAGGGUUCUCUCAAUAGGGUUCCUAGCGACUUGUACCAGCGAGUAUGGGAUGUUUUACAAAAGACCCCCAUGGGUAUAACCGUUCAUGGUCGACAUUUACCUCAGCAACCAAUACUUUCUGAAAUGACCAGAACAGAAAGCAAUUUCUCGCUCACCAUUGAAAGGCUAUUAUGUCAAGAUCCUGACCCAGCUCAUAGACAGAUUGUGGUCGAGUUAUUUAUGGUGGCAUCCACUAUCUUGGAGAGGAACCCCGAACUCUCAUUCAGAAACUGUGAACUCAAUGUCGAUAAGAUUAUUUGGGAAGCAUAUACCUAUUUCAAAAAAGAAAGGCUUUUGCAAAAUGUCCCCAGUUCCCAUCAUCUACCAUCUAUAAUAGAAAUCGAUGAUGAAAAAAUUGAUCUUAAACCCAAAAAAGAAGCCACGCUUAAUGAUGACAUGGUGGAUUUCUAUGACACACCUCCUAAUACACCCAAUGGCACCAUGUUGUUUUUAGCCAAGGCUCUUAUAAAUAUCUUGCUAAGCAGUCAAAAUGUGAUGGAGGGUAGGAUAAGUGAAGAGAGAAGUAACUCUAAUGAGUGCAAUGUCAAUUAAACAUCAAAUAAAAAAAUUGCAAAAUAAAUCAAUAGAUAGAAUUGUAAAAGUUAAUUUGAUCAAUAUUUUAAGGAACAAAAAAACUUUAAGGUCAAUGCAAAUUAUCUAAUCUUAAUCAAUUUAUAAAAUAUAUACUAUUAUCUACAAAAUUAAACAUUUAUAGUUUUAAAUUAUUCUGAAAGAUUAUUCAUAUGGCAAAUUAUUAUUUAUAU
Gordionus sp. m RMFG-2023 is the source of this 4006-nucleotide messenger RNA. Its product is annotated as probable phosphorylase b kinase regulatory subunit beta. Gene Ontology annotation, biological process: glycogen metabolic process. Bases 93 to 3794 code for a protein of 1233 amino acids. Gene Ontology annotation, cellular component: phosphorylase kinase complex. The transcript is spliced from 28 exons. The record is from RefSeq and is a predicted model, not a curated record. NCBI's taxonomy places the organism in Eukaryota, Metazoa, Nematomorpha, Gordioida, Chordodea, Parachordodidae. Gene Ontology annotation, molecular function: calmodulin binding.